Messenger RNA from Mixia osmundae IAM 14324, 729 nucleotides. RefSeq lists its product as uncharacterized. NCBI's taxonomy places the organism in Eukaryota, Fungi, Basidiomycota, Mixiomycetes, Mixiales, Mixiaceae. The transcript has 6 exons. The coding region runs from base 1 to 729 and encodes 242 amino acids. The record is from RefSeq and is a predicted model, not a curated record.
AUGACUGCAUUUCAUCGCCGACCUGUCGAGGUGGCAACCAGCGUGUACGCGCGCAAACGCGUCGCACUCCACACCGCCAACAACCUCGUUACGAGUGGCAUGACACCCCGCAGUCUGAAACAUCUCAGUGUUUGUGGCUGCAUGCCUACGCGCCUCGCCAUCAAGAUGAAGUUUACCGCCGCUCUUUCAGCACUCGCCGUGGCUUGCACGGUCGGAACGACGUUCGCUGCACCUGCCGUCUCCGGCGUCGCUCCAACCCUUGGUAACGAGCUUGCCGAGCGUACAGACUAUAGCACCAUCAAGUGGCUUCAGUCGUGGGAAGUCUGGAUCCAGGCUGGUCUGGUCGAUACGGAAGCAACGGUUUACCUCAACUUUCGCAUCAACUAUGAUCCCGAUUCGCAGAACUUCGAUUACAUUGAUGUCCAUACUGGCAACUACGGCAGAGUUGAGCCGCACUUGAUCGACGCCCGACCCGGCCAUACCAAGACGACGGAAUACCUCGUCAAUCUCGAUAAGCACACCCAAUGGAACUUCCAGAUCUUCUUUGAUCCUUCGCCAGAUGCUCAGGACAAGAACAUCUACUUCUCCAUGACGCCCGGCGGUACUGUCAUCAAUGGCAAGACAGUCAAAUACAGAGCUGGCAGCACGAUCAUGGACUUUGGCGCCGUGGUCCUGCUCGAUGGCGAGCCAAUCCCUAUUCAGCAUUUCCCUACUUACCCGCCUUCUUGA